Frieseomelitta varia is the source of this 2289-nucleotide messenger RNA. It is a transcript of the gene lost, whose product is annotated as methenyltetrahydrofolate synthase domain-containing protein. Lineage: Eukaryota; Metazoa; Arthropoda; Insecta; Hymenoptera; Apidae. Bases 625 to 2040 code for a protein of 471 amino acids. The record is from RefSeq and is a predicted model, not a curated record. Gene Ontology annotation, cellular component: cytoplasm. The transcript has 5 exons.
ACGAUCCUGCCAUUUGAAAUCGGUUUGCUUCGCGUUUUUUCGGAGUAGAUUGAGUAUAUAUAAUAAAUGACUAUUAAACUUUGUUAGUGAACAAUGUUACCAGUAAUUUCAAAUAAUUCGUUCUAAUUCAUUCGUAUUUUAUUAUAUACAGCAAUAUACUUUAGUAUAUGUUUUAUUCAGUAAUAUAUUAAUGGGAUUAUUAACCAAUGUAUUAUACUCGAAUUUUUUGUGUGAAUUGUAUAAAAAGAUAAAUAAGUAUGAAUACUCUAUCUUCACUGUAGCUCAAUGUUUCGCGCCUAAAAUGUCUGUGUAGUUACGUUGGUUGUAUCUGAUCUCUCCUGCAAUUGGAAAUGUCGAAUAUGAUAACCUGUUUCACUCUUUCAUAAAAUUAUAUAAGAUUUGUUUGUCGAAAUGUACUUAUGAAAUUUUUCAAUCAAAUUGAAAUUUUAUAAGUAUAUAUAAUAAAAUUCUGGUGGAUUUCAUUAUGAUAUGUUUACCGACAUGAUUUUGCGUAAUGUAGGAACAAGCAUAAAAAAGAACCAGAGAUAAAUCAUAUAAUCUAUUUUUAUAAUAUACAUUUUUAUAACUUAUAAUUAAUAGAAUUUGACAGACGAACAUAUAAAAAUGACUGAAGAACAGUUGCCAACAGAGAUAACUAAACAUAGUUUUCGUCAAAAAGUAUGGGAUUACUUGAUGAAAAAUGACUUAGUCAAUUUUCCUCUUACUGUAUACAAUCGCAUACCAAAUUUCAAAGGUGCUGCUGAAGCAGCACAGCGCUUGACAGAGUUGGAAGUCUUCAAGCAGGCAAAAGUGAUAAAGAUAAAUCCAGACAAACCCCAAGAACCUGUAAGAUUCUUAGCAUUAGAAGCCAAUAUGGAAAUAUUAGUUCCAAUUCCCAGACUAAGAUCUGGUUUGUUUCUUCAUGUUACACCAGUUGCUGGUUCUUCAAAAAAUGAACUGAGAACAUUAUCAAAAAUUCAUGGCUUGACAGAAGCUGGUAAACCACUUGGUAUAGAUUCCAAAAUAAAGAUAGAUCUUGUAGUACUAGGAUCUGUAUGCGUCAGUCCUGAUGGAUAUAGACUCGGUAAAGGUAAAGGAUUUGCAGAUUUAGAAUUUGCUAUGAUGAUGAGGAUGGGUGCAGUCACACAAGAUACUAUAGUUGUCACAACUGUGCAUGACUGUCAAAUUUUUGAUAGUCUUCCACCUCAAAUAUUUAAAGAAUAUGAUGUACCUGUUGAUAUAAUUGUUACACCUACUCAAACAAUAAUAGUAAAUCCAAAAUUAAAGAAGCCUGGUUGUAUUAUGUGGCAUAUGCUUAGUGAAAGAAGAAUCAAAUCUAUGCCUGUACUACAGCAGUUAAGAGAAGUGGAUGAAAAAGAAGGCAAGAUACUAAAUAGUUGUGCUUUUUCUAGAGAAGGCAAAGUAGUAACUUUGAAAGAAGAGGAUUCAGAUAUAGAAACACAAAAAACUUAUCGUUCUAAUUAUGUAAAAAAUAAGAAACGUUUCAAGACAAAAAAGAUUGUUUCAAAUGAUAAUAAUAUUGGCGAAGAAGAAGAGAAACAAGUAAAAACACGUUUUCUUAAAAAACGUACAUUUAAUAAGGUCAAUUCAAGAGACAAUAAUGUAUUUUCCAAUGUUGCAGAGGAGAAAAUGGAAAGAAAUGAUAAGAAUAUACAGCAACGUCGCAAAAAUCUAAAACUAAAGUCUAAAUCUCAGGUUGAAUUUUCCUUAAAAUUAUCAAAUAUUUCAUCUGGUGCUAGAAUACGUGAUUUGAAAAACGCUUUGUUAGAGCGUGGUAUUAAACCAAAUGAAAUAACUUGGUUAGGACAUCGAGGUAUUUGUUAUCUUCACUUCAAUAAAUUGAGAAAAAAUAAUGAUUUACCAGACAAACCGAUACAAGUUGAUUCAAUAAUGGCAAAUUUGCAACAGCUAUGUAUUGGAGUGGAAUCUACCGAAAAUAUUAACGUGCGUGACUUCAUAAUAGUAGAACCUGCUAAACCAAUAUCUAGAAUCGAAGUCACAGACAUGACUUCGGUUUAAAAAACAGUUAAAUUUUAGAAAAUGCACAAUGAUUUGGAAUAAUAUGUAUUAUUCUAAAUAAUUGUACAAUAUCUGUUAGUAUUCGACGCAUAUUUUGUAAAUGUGCUUGUCGAUGUUUGCUAACUUUGUAAAUUGAUGGUUGUAAAUUGAUGGUUUAUAAAAAUCAAAGUAUAUAAAACUUUAUAGAUAAUUUACAAUGUAUUUUAUAUAAACAAUAAGAGAAAAAUAAUUAUAUAUGUUAUAUAUAAC